UCGCAAGUGCGGCGGCCAAGCAUCCGAGUCUAGAGGAGCAUUAAAAGCUCUUUGGUGGCGCGGUGGUUCCUGGCACUAAAGUAAUCUAAUGAGCAACGCUACCCUCCCACGCCUCCGAAGCCUCCCUCGCUUGUCAAAGCCUAAUUCUGCAGGCGAGAGACAGCUGGGGCCUUUGUUGGAGCAGGGCACAUGGGACUCAGACACAAGUGUCUGUUCCUCAUUCAAUUCCUCCUUACAAUUCUAGUGGCGUCCUCAGCUAUUGAUUCCGUGCCUGAGAAUGGAUUUGACAGAUGGCGAGGAAAGGGACGGUGGAACAUGGAGGGUGAGGUGUACCGAGUGGCCGACGCCUCACAUCAACAGGCGAGAAACAUGUAUGUUUGGCGACGAGAGACACAAUGUCGCACCGCCACUCCCGUUUUGAGUGGCUUGUAGCUUCUGGUUGUCCAGCUAAUUGCGUCACUUUUGAUCGCAAUUUACCGUCCUGCUAGUUUCGCGCAAUGUCGUCCGGAGGUGGUGGUCUAAGUUUGGCGAGAGAGGAGCAGAGUACCUAUUCCUUGCUGACUCGAUUCGGAAGCAAACUGAAAUUUUUGACAAGCAGGACGGGGGGGCUG
Molecule: messenger RNA, 611 nt
Organism: Colletotrichum phormii
Lineage: Eukaryota; Fungi; Ascomycota; Sordariomycetes; Glomerellales; Glomerellaceae
Exons: 1
Coding region: 190-432 (80 amino acids)
Source: RefSeq, a predicted model, not a curated record